UUUUCAGUUUCCGCCUUGACCUUUCCUCGGGGUAGAAGUCGGGCCUAGUCUGUGGAAUCCCAUUGUUUCCGGUAUGCAACCGCGCAGUGUGAUGACGUUGUACGGUUCCUACCCACCUCCUAGGUUCCUGAGUUCCUAAGAAGCGCUGUGUCGACGACAGUGGUGACGUGUGUAGCCUGGAGGAUGGCGGACAUUGGCUUGCGCCGCGUGGUUCCCAGCGACCUGUAUCCCCUCGUGCUCGGCUUCCUGCGCGAUAACCAGCUCUCGGAGGUGGCCAACAAAUUCGCCAAGGCGACAGGCGUUACCCAGCAGGAUGCCAAUGCCUCUUCCCUUUUGGAUAUCUAUAGCUUCUGGCUCAAGUCUGCUAAAGCCCCAAAGCGGAAGUUACAGGUAAAUGGGCCAGUGGCUAAGAAGGCUAAGAAGACUUCAUCCAGUGACAGCAGUGAGGACAGCAGUGAGGAGGAAAAAGCCCAAGGGCCUCCAGCUAAGAAGGCUGCUGUAUCUGCUAAGCUUCCUGGAAAGGCUGUGGCCAAAGUAUCAGAGAGUAGCAGCAGUGAAGAAUCCAGUGAUGAUGAUGAGGAGGCGGAGGAGGACAAAAAGAAAAAGCCUGUCCAGAAAGGAGUUAAGCCCCAAGCCAAGGCAGCUAACAUUCCUCCCAAGAAGGCCAAGAGCGCUGAAUCUGAUUCUGACUCAAGCUCAGAGGAUGAGGCACCAAAGAACCAGAAGCCAAAGACAACAUCUGUGGCAGCGAAAGCACAGGCCAAAGCUCCAGCCAAACCAGGCACACCGGCUCGGGCAGCUCCUAAAGUAACAAACAGCAAAGCAGCUAGCAGCAGCAGCAGUAGCAGUAGCAGCAGCAGCAGCAGCAGCAGUGAUGACUCAGAGAAGGAGAAGGCAGCACCAAUUUCCAAGAAGACUGUACCUAAAAAGCAAGUUGCAGCCAAGGCCCCCGUGAAAGCAGCUUCCGCCCCUACGCAGAAGAGUUCUAGCAGUGAGGACUCCUCCAGUGAGGAGGAAGAGGAACAGAAAAAAGCCAUGAAGAAAAAACCAGGUCCUUACAGUUCAGUCCCCCCACCUUCUGCUCCCCCACCAAAGAAGUCCCUGGGGACCCAGCCCCCCAAGAAAGCUACAGAGAAGAAACAGCCGGAAGAAAGCAGUGAGGAGAGCAGUGAUGAGUCUGAUUCAAGUUCUGAGGAAGAAAAGACUCCCCCGGCUAAGACAGUCAUCUUUAAAGCAACCACUAAACCAGCUCCAGCAAAAAAGGCAGCAGAAAGUUCUUCAGACAGCUCAGACUCCGACAGCUCUGAGGAUGAAACUCCUGCCAAGCCAGUCAGCAUCACCAAGAAUCCUUCAAGUAAGCCAACUGCCACUACCAAACAGCCUGCAGCCAAAGCAGCUGUGACUCCCAAGCCAUCUCCAGGCAGUGGUCAGAAGCCUCUGGUCAGAAAGGCUGAUAGCAGCUCCAGCGAGGAAGAGAGCAGUUCUAGUGAGGAGGAGGAGGAGGAAAAGGAGAAAACAACAAAGACUGUGGCCAAACCUAAGUCCAAGGUGAUGGCCAAAGCAGCUGCAUCUCUCCCUGCCAAACAGACCCCUCAGGGUGGUGAGGCUAGUAGCUCUGAUUCAGACAGCUCCAGCAGUGACAAAGAGGAAGAGGAAAAAAAGACAUCUAAACUCACAAUUAAAAAGAAGCCGCAGAAGGUAGCAGGAGCUGUGGCCCCUUCCAAGUUGGCCUCCAAAAAGAAAGUAAAGGCUGAGGGCAAUAGCAGUUCUUCCUCUGAUGACUCUAGUGAGGAGGAAGAGGAGGAGGAGGAGAAGCCAAAGGGCAAGGGUACACCAAAUCCGCAAGUACCCAAGGCCAAUGGCACGUCUGCACUGACUGCCCAUAAUGGAAAAGCAGUCACGGACAACAAUGAGGAAGACGAGGAGGAGGAGGAAGAAAAGAAACAGGUGACAGUGGCAGUUUCCAAGCCAGGUUCAGGAAAGAAGCGGAAGCAGACUGAAGCUGCCAAGGAGGCAGAGACUCCUCAGGUCAAAAAACUGAAGCUCCAGACCCCCAAUACAUUUCCUAAAAGGAAGAAAGUAGAGAAAAGGGCAUCAUCUCCAUUCCGAAGGGUCAGGGAAGAAGAAAUUGAGGUGGAUGAGCGAGUGGCAGACAACUCCUUUGACGCCAAGCGAGGUGCAGCUGGAGACUGGGGGGAGCGAGCCAAUCAGGUUCUGAAGUUCACCAAAGGCAAAUCCUUCCGGCAUGAGAAAACCAAGAAGAAGCGGGGCAGCUACCGGGGAGGCUCCAUCUCCGUCCAGGUCAAUUCCAUUAAAUUUGAUAGCGAGUGACCUGGGGCCAUCCGUGGUGACGCAGGGGUGAUGAUGUGAGACCACUCACUUUCCCCAGUGGACCUAGGAGCCCUCAGUUCUCUUAGGGGAGGUCUGGGUGAGGGCAGCAAUUUAGAGUAGAUCUUAAGACUUUGCAACUUAACAUCCUCCCUGGUCCUUUUCUGUGAUCCUAGUUUUGUACAGAUUUGUUUAUGAGUAUUGUGUAGCAGGGACAAGCUAAAGGGAGUGUCAUUUUUUAAGAAAAUUUGUUUUACUUGUCGCCUUCUCCCUGUUCUGUGAAAGUCCUCAUACUGAGAAAUUUGUGUAUUUUAUAUUAAAUCAUUUCCUAUUGAUUUUUGUUGUAAUUUUCAGAGGCAGGUUCCCACAGACAAAAAAUCUUAACCAUUGUCCAAGACAUAAUAAAGGUCACGUGUGAAUUUUUAUAAUUUAUUUGGAGGAGAAUUCUGCUAUUAUGAGUACACAUGUGGUUCACUUUUCCUCCCUCCUACCCAUCCGCAAAGCCCUGGUGAGGGGAAGUUAAAAUAAUGGUUAAUGUAUACUUAUGUGUCUGUUAAGCAUGCAAUAUGUAUUUUGUACUUUAUUCAUUGGGUCUUGGACUGAAGUUUUCAGCUAGCAUGGAUCUACCUACUUUUUGGGAUAAAAUUCGCUGCUUUGUUACAGGCAGAAUUUGGUGUGGUGUGAAUGUUAUAGGUCAGUCAGAAAAUUUUUACUGUAAUUUUAUCAUUAUUACAUAAUGUUUGCAAUAAAUGACUUUUUUUUUAAUUUGAAA
Molecule: messenger RNA, 3100 nt
Organism: Choloepus didactylus (southern two-toed sloth)
Lineage: Eukaryota; Metazoa; Chordata; Mammalia; Pilosa; Megalonychidae
Gene: NOLC1
Product: nucleolar and coiled-body phosphoprotein 1
Exons: 13
Coding region: 184-2331 (715 amino acids)
Cellular component (GO): nucleolus; nucleoplasm
Molecular function (GO): protein binding
Source: RefSeq, a predicted model, not a curated record